AAGGAAAAAGAGAACCCCUUCUGCCUUUUCUAUAAAAGCCUGGAAGGCGGUGAAGUCCAUAGAGCAUUCUUGUCAGUUUGCUCCCUCCGAUUUCUCCGUCUCCUCUCUUCCCGCCGAAACCCUUUCAGACCUGAACCCUAACAUCGAGUCGAUCCCUCCUCCCCUUUUCAUUCUCGAGCUCCGGCAGCAGUCUCUCUCUCUCUCUUCCGCUACGAUGGCCGAGGCCGCUGAGGUUGCGAGCAAGGAGGACUCGAAGGACCAGAGGAAUAUCUUCUCCCUGUUCGGGAACUUCUUCAAGUUCCCGUUCCCCAAAAACGAGCCGAAAUCGGAGGUAACCGCUGCUACAACGGAAGGAGAUGAAGCUGCGAGUGAGAAGCGCGAUGUCGUGAGCUUCCCCUACAAGCCUCUGGAGGCUCCUCCACCUUUGAAGCUCGAGGCGGAGGAGGAGUCCGGGAAGACCUCAAACCCUCUGAUUCUAUGGCAGGUAGGGUUUGUUUGCUGCAGUUAAGGUUGCAGAGAAGAUAAUAUAGCACUUUUGGACCAUCUGUAUAUAGGAUUGAACGUCAAUUAGGUACAACUUUACUUGAAAAUCUGAAAUAAGAAUGAUCAAUGACCAGUGAACGUCGAUUAUGUGCCUCCUGGUCGCAUUUGUCACCUGCUAUUGUAUCUUAUGUGUUGUGUCCGCGUCUAGCUGUUGGUUACCUAUGUUUCAGUUGGAGUUGGUUGCGCUACAGUUUUAUUAGGGUUGUGGAGUAGAUAAUAUGGCACUUUUGGACUGUCUAGGUUUAGAAUUGAACAUCAAUUUGGUGAAACACUGCUGACAUUGGAAUACCGUAUUAAGGAUGAUAAAUUACCAGUGAACGUCAAUUAUAUACCACCUGGCUGCGAUUUUUACAUGUGUGACUUGCUCUUGUGUCCCCUGUGCUGUUUCCGUGUUUAGUUGUUUGUUCGCUAUGUUCACAUAGGGUUUGUCGUCCUGCAAUUUGGUUAAGGUUGUUCAGAAGGAAAGAUAAUACUGUUGGAAUAUCUAGGUUUAGAAUUGAAUUCCAAUUGUGUAAAACUGUAUGUACUAAAGGUCUUUUUGAUGGAUAAGAAUUAAGAACUUUGCUAGACUUGGAUUGCUGAGGUAAGAAUGAUGAAUAUAUCUCAUGGCUGUUGGCUGUGGAGUGUUGAGUGCUUUUUGGCUAGGACUUGGUGCUUUGACGCGCCCUAGGGGCAUAUGUCAGGUGGUGUUCUGGACUUUCUGAGGUAUGAGCCAGGAGAGAGGAAUACUAUGAAAAUCUGGCUUGUUUGAAUUUUUUUGUUUAUUUUGCUGGAGACCGAAUGCAGAGAAUGGAAGUGUGAUGAUAAGAGUGAAGUUAAAGGUCUCUUCAAGUAAUGAAAGAAUACUGCCGCAAUAACUUUUCAGGUUCUGCUAGUUUUUCGACUGAAAUAUGAUGUGAAACAUUUCAUUAUCUUUGCAAACAACACUGAUUAAGGAUACUAAAAGUAGUGAUGUAGAUUAUAAAGGUGGAAACAACAUACCAUAGAUUUACUUUGGAAGCUGAAGAAAGGAAUAAAGUACUAUGAGAAUUUUUCAUAAAGUAAGACAUCCAUAAUUAGAUGGACUGUAAGAAGGUGCAGUCUUUCUACUUUUCAUGUAAACUUAAAUUGAAAAAUGUGAUGCAACUACAAGUUUUUUUCUAUAACUAAACAAGAGUGACAUGUCCUUUUGGUGUGAACUGAUCAGACAUUUGGGAGGAUUAGAUUUGACCUUUACAUGUCUGGUUUAUUGAUUUAGGCAAUACCUCCCAAUAAGGUGGACUAGUUUUAAAAAAUAGAAUUCUCCUCGUAAUUUUGGUGAGCUGGUCAGAUAAGUUCUUCUCAAGAACAUAUGGUGAAAAUUUACAAAUGGAGAUGCUGAAAGGGAACAUGUUAAUGAUAGAAAGGUCAUUAAUUCAUAAUUGUAGAACAAUAAAGGUGGUAGUAGGUUGAAACAUCGGUGUGGACUUAAUCAGAACUAACUGUAGUUUCUGCCUUUUGUUUACUGUUUACUUUAUUUGCUAUGCUGUUUUCAAUUUGUACUUGUUUGCAGGAUACAUAAUUCACCCAUUCACCCCACACACACAGCCAAAGUACCCACCAAAAAAAAAACAAAAAAAACAAAGAACAAAAAGGGAAAUUUGCAUUACAUUGCAUGUAUAGCUGCCCUCAGCCAGAGCAUGUAAUCCACAUUUUCUUCAGUCUCCUUAAAAGUUUCUAUUCAGCCUUUGAAUAUUCAAAUAUGGAUCAUGUGAUCUUAAGAUCAUGGUGCUGACACAUGAUCUUGACACGCAUCUAAGUUCAUAGUGGUACUGAUAUAUCAAUAACUGGAAGUGUAAAGGUCAUGGUGGUGCAUAUUUGGUUGAACAGUUAAUGGCUGUUUGCAGACUAAUGCGUGCUGAUGCAUGAACCAACACACACACACACACACCCCUCCCCCUCCCCCCCCCCCCCCCCCC
Molecule: messenger RNA, 2480 nt
Organism: Punica granatum (pomegranate)
Lineage: Eukaryota; Viridiplantae; Streptophyta; Magnoliopsida; Myrtales; Lythraceae
Source: RefSeq, a predicted model, not a curated record